Phytophthora sojae is the source of this 381-nucleotide messenger RNA. RefSeq lists its product as hypothetical. Lineage: Eukaryota; Oomycota; Peronosporomycetes; Peronosporales; Peronosporaceae. The coding region runs from base 1 to 381 and encodes 126 amino acids. The transcript has a single exon. The record is from RefSeq and is a predicted model, not a curated record.
AUGACGUCGUCUCCGCUCGACUUCCGCCGCCGCUCGCUGUCCGAGGGCUCCCGCCUCAACUUCAUCGUCGAGGAGGCCGAGGACGAGCCCGAGGACUUUGCUCUGCUCUCGCCCGAGCAGCCCACGGACGACCUCCACCCGCUGCUGCACCACGGCGGGGAGAGCUUCGCCGCGCUGGAGCAGCGCUCCAAGUCCGAGAGCUUCAUCUGCACGGCGCAGGGCGUCGUGUUCCAGGACACCAAGUGCCAGAGGUACCAGUCCAAGAUCGACAGCCUCGUGGCGCUGGCCGCCAGCUCCUCCAGCUCGCAGAGCAACGUGCUGCUGGCCAAGAAGGCGCUCAGGUAUCGCAAAGUGCUCGAGCGCCGCCGCAACGUGGUCUGA